Molecule: messenger RNA, 1787 nt
Organism: Astyanax mexicanus (Mexican tetra)
Lineage: Eukaryota; Metazoa; Chordata; Actinopteri; Characiformes; Acestrorhamphidae
Gene: hmg20b
Product: high mobility group 20B
Exons: 9
Coding region: 253-1179 (308 amino acids)
Biological process (GO): regulation of gene expression
Cellular component (GO): nucleus
Source: RefSeq, a predicted model, not a curated record
UAAAGUAGAUAUGCAGCUAGCUAGCAAGCUAGAAAACGAACAUAGCUGAUGUUGUUUGGAAAUGACUGUUAAUUUAAUCAUAUGUUUAAUUUAGCUUAAAAUAUACCGAUUUACUUCCGCUGUGCCUUUCGUGAACUGAGACAAGUCUACAAGAGAGCCAAGCGUUUGCAUUGCUGGCUACCUACCUAGCUAGCAACGUAGCUAGCUUGCGUUAAUAAUAGACCCAUCUCCUCAGAAAUUCCUGAAUUCAUAAUGGGAGGAGUAAAACAAGAACAGCAUGAAGCCCCUGCAUCGAAGAGUUCCCAUCAUACAGAUUCCACUCAGGAAGAAAACAUACUUUCACUCACUACACAGCCUGUUAAGAAGCGUGGCUGGCCCAAGGGUAAGAAGAGAAAGAAGGUUUUACCCAAUGGUCCCAAAGCACCAGUGACCGGCUAUGUGCGUUUCCUCAAUGAGCGACGGGAACAGAUUCGAGCUUUGCACCCUGACCUCCCUUUCCCCGAAAUUACCAAGAGACUUGGCGCAGAAUGGAGUCGCCUCGCCCCCCAUGAUAAACAGCGUUACCUGGAUGAAGCAGAGCGAGAAAAAAUGCAAUAUGCACGAGAACUAAGAGAGUAUCAGAAGAGUGAAGCAUACCAGCUUACAAAUGCCAAAAUCCAGGACAAAAGAAUUAAGAAAGAGGAGUUACCAUCUGUUAUCAUCAAUGCUAAUAGUUCAGGAUCUUCCACUUUCAAACAUUCCCUUCUUCAGAGUUCAGACCUCUCCAACAGAUUUGAUGUGCCUAUUUUUACUGAAGAGUUCCUGGACCAGAACAAAGCACGGGAGGCAGAGCUUCGGCGACUGCGGAAGGCUAACGUGGACUUUGAGGAGCAGAAUGCUGUCUUACAGAAGCACAUUGCUGACAUGUUCAGUGCCAAAGAGCGAUUAGAGGCUGAACUUGGUCAGGAUGAGCUCCGCACUCAAGCUUUGCAUCGCAGACUUCAAGCUAUUAAACAGGCAUUGGUCAGCAGUUUGGCCUCCGUGCCUCUGCCAGGUACAGGAGAGACCCCCUCGGUUGGAACUCUAGACUCAUACCUAAGCCGCUUGAGCAGUACCUUAGAGAGCAGUCCUCAUGAGCACCGGGCCCUACUGCUCAAGCUUCAAGAGCUUUUGGCUCACCUGGAUAGUGAGAAACUUUGAGAACCACAGGCAGCUGUGCACAUUCAAGUGUACACUUAGGCAAUCUGAAAGUGCCAGGUGGGCUUUUACAGCCCAGUAUUGUGAAUAAAAAUCUCUGCCUUACAAGGUGUAGCUUGGUGCCUGAAGAUCUAACUUGACAAAUUUUAACUGUUUUUGUUGUUGUCCUUUUGGUUUUGUUUGUUUAAUUUGUUGCUUGUACCUGAGAAUAAUGCAACUGUGCUUGCCUUUUGUUUUGUGUAUUAUUUUCUAUUAGCUGGUAAUACAGCAUGCUAUAAAUUAGGUUAACUAUAUUCUUUACCUUUGGAUUUGCUAUAAAAUGUGAAAUGGUUGGUUUGCCUAAUUUAUCUAAACACCAUUUUAAAACUGUUUUCAUUCCUGAAAUGUAAUUAGAUAUGUUACUAAUUGCUAAUUUGAAAUUAAGUUUCUGAGUUAUUACAUUACAUUUUUGGGGGUUUAAGGAAGUAUUUUACAAUUAUGUAUUAUAAUUGUAUAUUUGAUUGGAAAUCUGUUCCCAUAAGUAGAAUAAUUACAACAGGGAAUGUUUUGAUGUCACAAUGGAUGAAGUGUAAAAAAUCAAAACACAAAUAAAACUUUCAUUUAAAUGUAAA